Messenger RNA from Symbiodinium necroappetens, 714 nucleotides. Lineage: Eukaryota; Dinophyceae; Suessiales; Symbiodiniaceae. The record is from the annotation of a GenBank genome assembly.
AUGACAGGUGCCAUGAUGCUGCAGCACACGUUAUUACGACGGCUGCUGGUAUUCUGGCCACAUGCACGUGACAUGGACCCGAAGGAGCAGCAGCAGAUGGCGAACCGGCUGAUGCUGUUCGUGGCUCCCCCCACCAUGGUCACUCUAAGCGCGGCUUUCCUGUGCAGCGACGGCUUCACAGACCCGGAAGUUCGCUGGGCGAACGUGGCUUCAGGGCCUGCUACGACGGGUGAGUGGGCAGGCCGUGUCUUCGUCGGCUUCAACCUCUACGAGUUGGUCUUCUACGCCGCCUAUGGCAAGGGCGUGGCCUUUUGGCUGCACCACUUGGUGACAUUGGUGAUUUGCCUGCAUUGGCUCACACUACGCACGGCCACAUUCUGGGGAUGUGCAGUCAUUCUCAUGGAGAUCACUACGCCGUGCCUAGUCGCCACGCGGAUGAUGAAGGAAGCCGGCUGGACGAAGGAGCCGCUGUACAAGCUGGCAGUUAGCAGCUGCUGGGUUUGUUGGAUCGCCGUGCGAAUAUGCUUUGUGUUCGCCUUGAUCCUUGUCUAUUGUGUCGAUCUUUACCGUGGCUUGCCCGCCCACGUUCCAAUGCACUUCGCGCUCAUGAACGGGGUUUCUGUUCUUGGCCUCUUCGUUCUAUCCUGCAUCUGGUUCGUGUCCAUCACGAAGAUCUUCCUCAAAGUCGUGACCGGAAAGGAGAGAGCUGAAUGA